This is a messenger RNA of Colossoma macropomum (tambaqui), 1411 nucleotides long. It is a transcript of the gene hspbp1, whose product is annotated as HSPA (heat shock 70kDa) binding protein, cytoplasmic cochaperone 1. Gene Ontology annotation, molecular function: protein binding. The record is from RefSeq and is a predicted model, not a curated record. NCBI's taxonomy places the organism in Eukaryota, Metazoa, Chordata, Actinopteri, Characiformes, Serrasalmidae. The coding region runs from base 170 to 1171 and encodes 333 amino acids. The transcript has 8 exons.
CGGCUGUCACGCUGAUAAACUGCUAGCGGCGACAAGAAAGUGUGAGAAUAUUCUGGAGCGCUGGAGCUCAGUUUAUAUACACACACACACACUCAGUCACACACACUUAUCACAGAAACACUGUCCCUAAAAACAGACUGCUGACCACUGGACAGACUAACUUCUAACGAUGGCAGAAGGAAAUAGACGCCACCCUCAGAAUUUGCAGGGAGUUUUGCGACUGGCUGUUGAAGCUGGCUCUGCCUCUGAUGGCCCCACACCCCAUGAGCCACUGUCACAGGAGAGGAUGGAGUUCCUGCGGGGGGCACUGGCGGAGGUGUGUAAAGGGCAGAUGGAUGAGGUGGAGCAGAUGAAACAGUGUGUGGCCGUGCUGCUGAGGGAUGAGGGCUGCAGGGAGAGAGGGAGCGAGGGAGAGGGACGGGAGGAGGAAGAGGAGGAUGAAAGAGAGACUGCAUUAGACUUAUUGUCUGAUCUCUGUGAGAAUCUGGACAAUGCAAGAGACCUGAUGAAGAUGGGCGGGUUGGAUGUUUGUAUAUCGCGGUGUUUGCGUCACUCUGAGGCUGGCAUACGCUGGAGGGCAGCUCAGCUGAUUGCCAGCUGUUCCCAGAACAUGCCCGAGGUGCAGGAGUACCUGCUCCAGCAGGGGGUGCUACGCACACUGCUGCAGCUAAUUGACCACGACACACACAGUACAGUCCGUGUCAAAGCACUCUACGCUGUCUCCUGCUUGGUUCGGGAACAGGAGGCGGGUCUGCAGGAAUUCCUGUCUUAUGAUGGUUUCUCUGUGCUGAUGAGGGGGAUGCAGUCAGAGUGUGAGAAGCUCCGAACAAAGUCAGCCUUUCUGCUGCUCAACCUGCUCACCAGCCACCCUGAACACAAAGAUACAGUGUUGUGUAUGGGAAUGGUGCAGCAAUUAGUUGCAGUGCUUCGUUUGCCUCACUCUUCAGUGCAUGAACAUGUGCUUGGUGUCCUCUGCUGUUUAGUGGAGGAAUCUGAGCGAGGGGUUUCGGACUGCAGAGACCCAUCGCUGGGGCUGGAGGAUCUGCUUAACCAGAAGGUCCAUGAGCUACAGGGACGAGAGGAGAGCCAGGAGGAACUGGAGUUCUGUGAACGAUUGCGGGUAGCUUGUUUCCGAGGGCAGCCACAAGAGGAUAAUGGGAUGGACCGCUGAAGUCUUUCAGAAGACCAGUAAUGACUCUUUCUGUGCUGUGAUUGGCCAGGAUGAAGGAGGGAUAGAAUACCUUUUCUCCCUUCAGACAAACUGAAAAGAGAUCUCAAGGCUCAACUGGAAAGAGAUGGAGAGAGAGAGAGACAAACCUGUUUCUUAGUUUUCUGAAUGCACACAGAUCUGUUUACAGCAAGAUACAUGUUUUAUGUACAUAUGUAUACAAUAAAAGUCCAUUGAUACUUA